Anopheles arabiensis is the source of this 6634-nucleotide messenger RNA. Its product is annotated as MOB kinase activator-like 2. The record is from RefSeq and is a predicted model, not a curated record. Lineage: Eukaryota; Metazoa; Arthropoda; Insecta; Diptera; Culicidae. Gene Ontology annotation, biological process: positive regulation of protein phosphorylation; signal transduction. The transcript is spliced from 8 exons. Gene Ontology annotation, molecular function: protein kinase activator activity. The coding region runs from base 2549 to 4033 and encodes 494 amino acids. Gene Ontology annotation, cellular component: nucleus; cytoplasm.
AUACACACUCUCACACACAGCCCAGCAUAAUCAAGUUUAGUAUCGUUCGUGAAAAGAUGAGUCCUGUUCGGCGGCACGGAAAAUAGUCCCAGCGGAAAAACAGUGGAAAUUUUGCACGCCCGUGGCCUUUGGGUGUGUGUGUGUGAUGUGAACACAUAACCCGCAUGUAACAGUCGCAGCAUAUUUGCGUGUGUACAUUGCGGCACAAGCGAAAGCAGUGAAAGGGUGGCCAUUUCUCGCCGCGAACGUUCUGUGAUUUGUUGGACACUGUGCGUGGAUCGGACUCGUGCAAUUGUGUUGGGAAAAGCCUGUAUAAUGCGGAAAACGACCGUCCGCUGCAGCGAGUGCAAAACAAAAUAAAUCAAAGCUCACCAUAGGUAGUGCACUACUCGGUGUGGCAAAUCACAGCUUCCCUCUAGCUCGGUUUGAUUAACCGUCGGAGGAAAGAAGGAAGAGGAAGAGAAGGUUCUGGUUUGCAAAACCCCCCACGCGAAGAACCAGGGAGCGGGGAAGAGAGAACGAGAGAAAAGCGCUAGUGCAAUCUCUUCCUCCAUAUCGCCCCAUCGUGUGUGUGUGUGCGCGUUUCUGUGUGCCCGUGUGUGUGUGUGUGUGUUUGUGUAGUUUAUACAAUCGAGCAAAUUUGCUGGCGGCCGUCCCUGCUUGGCGCUUGCCUUUUUCACUGAUUGAUUGCGAGGAUCGACUGUUGUUGCUUCCGCCAAAGCAGCAGCAGCAACAGCAGCUCAAGGUGAUUGCGAUCAAGACGUAACGCGAAGUUGGGUCCGUUCCUUCAGAAAACAGGAAAGGUAGAGCCUUUAAGCUUUGCAUUGAUCAGUUUUUCCCUUGUUCCGUGUGCAGUGUGAACGUCUUCUAUCAGCUAGAAAACUAGUUCUUUUUAACCCAAAAGUCGUCUAUCCAUACAGAAAAGCCCCAGUUGAUUCAGUGUGCGGCAAAGUUAAAGAUCUUUUUUGGAGAAGACCACUACUUGCUCGCCCGAGCAUUCCCAGCCAAGAGAGCAGUGCGAAAGAUGCGUUAAGCAGACGGCGGUGACAAGGUGCAAUGGUUAAUCCUCUAUAGUCGGCCCCCGAGCGAUUGAUUCCAGCAGGAAAAUCAGUUGUAUGUGUGUAAAGCACAAAAACCAAGCGGGCCAGUGAAAAUCACCGUUGUGAGAUAUGAGGUGAGCGCGUGAGCAGCAGUUCCCCUUUUGCACCCUCCGAGCGUGUGGUUGUUACAUAAAAGCAAAGCGGAAAAUUCACCGUGCCGUGCGAGCAGAACAGCAAGCAGAGUGAGUCGCGAGUAGGAGCAGCAGCAGCAGCUGUCACUACGAUUGGUGUUUUUAGUUGUUUGGUUAACAAAGUGUUUGGUGUUCGUUUAGUGCGUGUGUGUGUGUGUUAUGUGUGCAAAAAGCGCUCCUCUUUGCGAGAGCUCCGCCGUGCAAAAGUGUGUGAAAAGUGUCGGAAAAAGUUAGGCAAAAAACGGAAUUUUAACUAAGAGUGGACGACCUCCUCGCUAGCGUAAUCUUGUGAAACUCACCCAAACGAAAAGGAUUCAUCCCUGCUUAGGUCAAGCUGCUGCUCUUCCUCACCAAAGUGUAAGGCACGACUUACACGUGACUAAAAGAAAAGGAUUGCCCUAAUCAAAACCCCGGGCGAACGGUUUGCCGGGAGUAAAGCUCGAGAAGAACGCGCUAGUGAACGCGCAGUGUGGGCCACACGCCACCGAAUCGGUUUCGUCGCUGCAGCCGCGCGCGGUCCCCGCCCGUGAAAAGCCGUCAAACUGGAGCGACUCCCAGAGUAUCUGCGCGACACGGUGGACUGGUUUAUGGGCAGCACCCUCAGCAACAGUUCCGUGAGUGAUCGUGCAAGAGAAGAAGAAAAAGAAGAAAAGUAUAAAUCAAUUGAAUCCAAGAGUGAAAGUGGGGUGAAAAUAAGCAAAAGAAAGCAAAAGAAAUUGAAAAAGAAAUCUUCAACCAUCGCUCGCUUGAUCGUAUCGUAGUAGUCAUCGCGAAAACCAGGAUGAAGGCAGGAAACCCUCCCCGUGUGUCGUCGUAGUGGUGGUUGUGUGAUAAGUGUUGUAGUUCUUUCUGUUUGUUGUCGAGGAGGGUGUUUUUUUAAAAGUAUUUGUUUUGCUGCUCAUGUGCUUUGUUUUAACACACCAUCAUAUUCCCCCUUUUAUCCACCUACAACCUUCCCUUCCCGGCACGUUUUGAUCUGCGAGACAACAGCGCGCGAACAUCGUGCGGGGCGCAUACUUGCAGCAGAUUGGUUGUGUUUGUGAAAAGGAAAAGUUUUAAAUGAAAUAGAAAGAAAAGUUUCCUCACCAAAACGUUACGCGUGACGUGUGACAGCUGCUAGUAUAAGUGGCUGGGGGGCUGUGCUUCCUUCUGUGUCUGUCUUUACCCACCUUCCCGGAUCGUAUCAUUUAAAGGGUUGUGCGUGGCUGUUUGUGCGCGCGCGUGCGGGUGGGACGCGUUGGCGACAAGGGGGCAAGGACGACAACGCUGGAGGAUACGCUCUUCCGGUUGAGCAAGUUGCGCGAACGUUUGAAGGCGAUGCUUCGCUCACCGGCACAUCUGAUCGGACAUGGGCCGGGAGCGGGCGGUGGUGGCGUGGUGGGACUGCACAGCCACGCUUCGUCGCCGCCCCACGCCCGGCCGUCGCUGUUCGAUUCCUGUCACAGGAAAAUCCGGCUCAUCGGUGGCGGCCCGGUCGCAUUUCUCGGCGGUUUAGUAGCAAAAGCCCGACGCAAGGAACGAGACGGAGAUUCGAAUCAGGGCGACACAAAGCUUUACCUCGAGGAAGGGCUGCUAGAGCGGAAGCUACCGGAUGCGGACCUGCGAUUACUAGUGGAUCUACCGGCCGGCUUGGACUACAACGAAUGGCUAGCAUCGCACACUCUUGCGCUGUUCGAGCACGUCAACCUCGUGUACGGUACCAUCAGUGAAUUCUGCACUACAUCCGGCUGUCCAGACAUGACCGGCCCAGGAACUAGGAUGUACCUCUGGUUCGACGAGAAGGGCAAGAAGACGCGGGUGGCCGCCCCACAGUACAUCGACUACGUGAUGACGUUCACGCAGAAGACGGUCAGCGACGAGUCGAUCUUUCCCACCAAAUAUGCCAAUGAGUUCCCUAGUUCGUUCGAGAGCAUCGCGCGCAAAAUCGUCCGCCUGCUGUUCCAUGUGAUCGCGCACCUGUACGCGGCCCACUUCCGCGAGGUCACCAUGCUCGGGCUGCACGCGCAUCUUAACCUCACCUUCGCGCAUCUCACCGCGUUCCAUAGGCGAUUUAAUCUGAUAGAACCCAAAGAGACAGAAGUGCUGCGCGAUCUGGAGAUUGCGCUCCGCCUGACGGACGAUCCGACGGCGCCCGCGGUCACCACCGGCGCCGACGGCAAGGCGGACAGUAGUGCCUCGAUCGCGUCCACGACCUCGGCCUCGACCGGCACGACCAACACGUGCUCGUCCUCGUCCACGUCCUCGACCGCUUCCUGCUCGCCGCCGCUACUCCUAACCGCCGCUGCAGCCGCCGCCUCCUCUACCGUGCCGCCGCCGUCGUCGUCGCCGCACCCGAACAACGGUACGAUCCUGCCUCCCUCCUCCUCCUCUACCGCCGCCACGCCGAACAGCAGCUGCAGUGGUGCGGACAACAAUAAUAGCAACAGCAGUAGUGAUAGUGGUGCCGCCGGCCACGCGAACCACCACGCGCUCAUCGAUGGGGACGCGACGGCCCAGCCGAUCUGCAAGCAGCCGCUCGAAUCGGGCAGCGUCGUUGUAAAUAGUAAUAGUCAUAAUCAUCACCCGCACCAUCACCACAACCAUCCCCAUCACCAUCAUCACCAUCAUCCGGGUAAGAUGGAAUCGUCCUGUGCGACCGGUGGUGGUGGCGGCGGCAGUGGCAGCAGCACCGGCAGCGUUGGGGUGAGCGGAUGCGGCGUCGGUUACAGCGUCGUUGGAGGGGGAGGCGGCGGUGGAGGUGGCGGUGGACAUUCGGGCGGGGCCAGUUCGCAGCAGUCGUCCAACACGCAGACAACGGCAUAGUGGAUACGCUGGACUGCGAGUGUUGGGGCCGGCGCCGGAACCAUGUUCCUGCUGGGCGGGGCGGCGUGCUGUGGGGCCCUCCAGGUGCCCACCCAAAUCUGACCAAAAUGUGAUCUUAAAAAAACAAAAAACAAAACAAAAAAAAAACACACACAAGCAUACGCGGAAAAAGGAUGUGAAGCGAAAGGUGGCAAACACACACACACAUAAGUGCGUCUGUACACAUCCUUGGAGAACAGGAGUGUGAUGAUGGAGGGAGGGAUGUUGCCAUUCAGGUGUAUGUGUGUGUGUGUAUGUGUGUUGGUUCGUUGUCCCUGCUUUCAUUUUGCCUUUUGCACGAAACACACAUACACGACACGCGCCCCUAGCAACGCUCCCCCCCCCCAAACAACCAAUCAGCAUCGCAUCACGCUCAGAGGACAGCAGAGGAGGCGUUGCGUCAAUCUUACUUUUUUUAUUUUUUAAUGAAGCUAGGAACCAUUUUUAGUAAGCGUGAAAAGUGUGUGUGUGCUCUGUUACACGAAACAACACCCCCUCCCAAGAAAGGAUAAUAUAUUUGUGUAUGUAUUGUAACCCAUUAUGAUUGAAACCAUCCUUCGAGGUAGCCUGAAUAAUAAGCAAAAAUAAGAAAAAAAGGAAACGAAACAAGCGGUCCCUGUAAAAACGAAGGGAGGGACGGAUUUUUAACUGUUCGUUUGGGGACACUUAUUGGUACCGUCAGCUGUUGCUGCUGCUAGACAGUGGGGAAAGCGAUGGCAAAUGGCAGUUAUGCGGUCAUAACUAAUUUUUGAUUGAACUGUUUAGUUAUCUCUCUGUUCCUGUUUUUUUUUUUUCAAUAUCGAACACAUAAUAUUGUAAAUUAUUUUUGGUAAACUUCUUUCCUAGUUACAAUCACAUUUCCAAGGAGUAAUUCUUUUUGCUGUGUUCUUCUGUUAUCUAAUUCUAGUGCGAUCUAUUCGGCCCUUUUCCCUCUCUUUUUGUAAGAAAGCAAUUGUUUUGUUUUAUGUUUUGUAUUUGUCUUUGCUUCGUACACGCACACGUUUCGUUUCGUUUUUGUUACUCUACUGUGAUCAUGAUUGUUGGUUCUUCUUUCUUUUUACUUGUUUAUUUUUCCCUUUUCGGUUUUGCCUCAACCGAACACACUUUGUAAAGCGCAAGAGAGAGAGAGAGAGAUAGCUGGAGCAUCCUUUUUUAUCGUUGUUAGAAAAAGGUUACAAUAAACAAAAACGAAAAACAAAAACAAAAAAACAGCAGCUGUGAAAAGAAAAUAUAAUGAAAUUGAUUACCGAAAAAAAAGCAGAGAGAAACAUAACACAUCCGGUCAAAUUAUGAAUAGCGCGUUGAUGUUGUUUUGCAUUCACUCCGUCUCCUGUUGCAGUGAGUGAGGUGCAAAGAUCAAUUCGUACAUUAAACCAAGGCUAAGGUUUAUACAAGAAAAGGUGAUAUAUAUCUGCGUUUAUGUAUCUUUUUUCUUAGCGUUCGUAACGAGCAAAAACAGCAUUUUUCUGUGCUAUUUUCUUCUUUUUGUCUCUUUUUUUAACUAAUUCGUGUUUUCCGUGUCUUUGUGCAAAUGAUUUCGCUCUUGGUUUUCCCCUCUCAUUUGUUUCCUUUUCCAUUUCCCUGUUUUUGUGUGUUUAUGUGUUCUAUAUCGCGCGCUCUUUAGGUUGUUUAAUUAUUACAUACUGUUAGUUACUAUUUUAGUGUACUUUUCUGCUUUUGUUUUGGUUUUGCUCGAUCGACUGCCCAUGUUGUGCGUCGUGUGUUUUUGUGGUGAUAGUGAGCUGAAGUCGAAGGGUAGUAGUCAUCACUUCAAAUGGAUCCAUCCCCCAACCAACCAACCAACACACAAUAACCUUAAACUACUUAUAAUUUGCACCUUGUUAGAGGAAGAAGAAUAUAACUGUUAGCUAGAGCGACGCAUAUUAUGAAAAACGCAUUAGCGAUCGAGAUGCGUUUAUGCGUCCGAUCACUUUAGUUUGGGCAGCUGGUGCAGCAGCAAAGCAGAUAAAAUAAUUAAACCCUUUACAGACCCGUAAGCCGCACUAAAAGUGUCAAGAUGAAAGCAAACAAAAAAAGAAUUAUAGUUUCACACCAGUAGCAUGACAGCAAACUCUUUAGAGAGGGUGUAGUGUUGUUGCAAGGGAAAGAAUAGAGAUAAACAGUUAUCGAAGUCGAUAAAUAAAAGGGAAACAUGCUACUAAAAACAUAGCAAAAUGCAACAAAAAAAAACACAGCUGAACCUAAUCAACAUAAAGCUAAACACAAGUUGUGUGAGUAAAAACACACAAACAAACACAAAGAAAACAAAACACACGCAAAACAUAAGAUAACGAAUAAAGAGAAAUGUGCGUAAAAAUUAACAAGAAAGUGGGACAGAACAUUAGGUCUAUAUAGAAGUACAUAUAUAUAUUUAAUACAGAGAUAUAGAGAAAGAGAGUCAACUUAUAGAAAGAGAGAGUGAGAGAGAACAGGCAAAGAAAAUGGGAAAUAAAACCCCCUCUAAAAAGGAAUGUGUUAAAAAGAAAGAAAUGUGUUAAUAGAACGUGAUAGGAGAAUGAGCGUGUGUGUGUGAGUAAACGAGAGAGGGGUAGGAAUGUGUUA